AUGCUGCCACCAGUAGAUCCUCGCGUACUAGAACGCAAUCCGAACUUCGAUGUUCUAUACAAGGACCUCACGACAAGAAAGCUAAACCCUGAUGGCUCGACACGGGACACGAAGAAGCAGCGCAUACAUGAUGAGAUACGCCGGAGCCUGACAGACGCCCGGACGAACCUCAUCUCCACCGAAAUCCUGCUCCAAUCGCUCAGCGACCUCCCAUCCCGAUCAAAAGACCUCCCACCCGAACUGCACGCCGUCAUAGAAAUUGCAACCGCGCAGCUCAACGGCCACAUUCCCGACACCGACCGCGAGAUCCUCUCCGACGACAUCGACACAUUCCUCGCCAACAUCAGCACCAUCUCCUCCGCUCUAUCAGCCCAAUUCGUCGUCCUAGUAACUCACCUCGCGAAAAUCGCUGAUCCAAAAUCUCCACCGGCCAUCUCUGAUCUGUCUGCCUCAGCUGCUUCUUUGUUAAGUUCAGCAACGCAAGUCCUACCGCAUGAUCUUGCCAGCGCACGUAUCAACCUCACAAACACCACGUCCACGCUGCUCUCCACGCACCUAAAUCUCCUCUCUGCAUCCAUUCGUAUCCUCGAGCAAACCCAACACGGCGCUCUAGCUCGGCAUACGAAAUCCUCCGCCGAGCUGGUCCACACGCGCGCCACGAUUCUGGGCUUACAAUCGAAGAUCCACAUGCUUACUCACGCGCCGCCUCCGGAGUUUGUCGCCGCGUUGAAGGAGUUCAAGAAGAGCCAGGGAAGCGGGGAGAAGGCGCUGAGAGAUCGCGAGGGCAUGGCGAGGAGGGAGUUGGAGCUGUAUGAGCGCGCGGGCGAGAAGGGGAUGAGGGAUUUGGCGAAGCGGAAGGAGUGGUUGGUUAGUGAGAUCAGCGGCGUUGAGGCGGAAGUAGUUAAACUGGAAAACGGUUCAUGA
Messenger RNA from Parastagonospora nodorum SN15, 924 nucleotides. RefSeq lists its product as hypothetical. The transcript has 2 exons. Bases 1 to 924 code for a protein of 307 amino acids. The record is from RefSeq and is a predicted model, not a curated record. Lineage: Eukaryota; Fungi; Ascomycota; Dothideomycetes; Pleosporales; Phaeosphaeriaceae.